Molecule: messenger RNA, 821 nt
Organism: Rhipicephalus sanguineus (brown dog tick)
Lineage: Eukaryota; Metazoa; Arthropoda; Arachnida; Ixodida; Ixodidae
Exons: 2
Coding region: 78-416 (112 amino acids)
Biological process (GO): secondary metabolite biosynthetic process
Molecular function (GO): acid-thiol ligase activity
Source: RefSeq, a predicted model, not a curated record
CGCAGACGACGUCGGCUAUUACGACGAGGACGGCCGCCUGUACCUGGUGGACCGGGCCAAGUUCACGCUAGACUGCUAUGGCAAAAAAAGUGAGUCCCUGCGAACUCGAAGACUGCCUUAUGGAGCACCCGGACGUGGCCGAAGCGGCCGUGCUAGGAGUGUCCCACUCCCGUGCCGGCGUGGUGCCUGCCGCUAUCGUCGUGCUGAAACCGCGCUGCAAGAGCCGUGGCGAGGAGCUGGCCGAACAAAUCAAGGCCCACGUAGCAGCUCGUCUGUCACCGUGGAAGCACCUAUACGGUGGAGUCUACUUCGCCGACGCCAUUCCUAGAACUGAGACGGGAAAGUUACAGCGGCGCGACCUGCCCGCACUGCUUCUUUCGCUCCCGCGGAUCGACCGGCCUGGCGCGACGCCGUGAAUCCCAACUGCGCCCUCCAGGUGCUGCGCUUGCAAAAGGUUGCGAACGGCACGUGCGUACAAGCAGCCACGCGCGGUCGGAAAUGUGAGACCACGACAUAGGAAGCAAAAUCAGCGUCAGCUUUAUUUCAACGUGUCUAGAUUUCACCCAAGAAAAGAAGCGGCAAUAUUGUGGGUAUAGGUUCCCCUCCUCCUCCGACCUGGCUUGAACAAUGUCGGAGCGGAAGCGAAACGCUGACGCAAAAAAAUUCACGGCACACCGCAAAAAAAAUAUGAGCAACAUACAACAAAGUUUAAUUGAAAUAGCUGGAGGCUUUAACCGUAAAGGAGGUAACACACUUGCAGGCAAGUUAAAUGAACGAGGGAAUAAAAGAAAAGAGUUAUACUUUCAUCACCGAAUUAACGU